Messenger RNA from Lentinula edodes (shiitake mushroom), 850 nucleotides. RefSeq lists its product as uncharacterized. Gene Ontology annotation, molecular function: protein binding. Lineage: Eukaryota; Fungi; Basidiomycota; Agaricomycetes; Agaricales; Omphalotaceae. Bases 45 to 581 code for a protein of 178 amino acids. The transcript is spliced from 5 exons. The record is from RefSeq and is a predicted model, not a curated record.
AUCUUGACCCACAGAUUCACUUCUUCCCCUUCUUCAAUUCCUGUAUGGUGAUGAUACACGAUCUAUUCAACGCACCCGACGCCGAUGUCGUGGUUCGCUCUUCUGACAAUGUUGAGUUCCGACUUCACAAGAAAAACCUUGAAUGCACGACUGGCGCUUUCCCCCCUGCCGGGACACCUGUUCAUACGGAUGAGAUCGUUCGUCUCACGGAGUCCGCAGCGACAUUGGAAAUUCUUUUCCAGUUCAUCUAUCCUCGUCGAAUCCCUUCCUUGGAGAGCCUGGACUUUGACUCACUUUUGCCGCUCGCAGAGGCAGCGGAGAAGUAUGAAGUUACGGGAUCUGUAUAUGCAUGUGAGGCUGAAUUACGGAAAUUCUUUAAAACGAAUCCAAAGCAAAUUCUUGAAUUCUCUGUAAGACAUAAUUGCACGGAGCUAUUCGAAAAAAUUAAGCCAAUCAUGAUAUCGAUGGACACACCUCUCUCAGAGGUUAUAGAUAUUCUUCCCUGCAAUCUAUACAAGCCUUGGAGUCUUCUACGAGAGCAACAUUUGUUGCGGACGGCUAAGCUGGGUCUCAGGCGCUAAACCUCUGCAUUUCUAAUAUGAUUCCUCAGUACUUCCUUAUUCCCGCUACCUCUUUAGAGGUUGAAGGGUUUUGUAGACCCAACAUUUUGAUUUUGCCAUCAAAUGUCCUACCAUGUGCUUUUAUUCACCGAAUUUUAGUCAUUCAACUUUUAUUUAUUUGAUGUUGACAUUGAUUGGGUUCUCCCUUUGUUUCACCUUUGUAAUCAAUGUUUAAUUCUGUAACCUUGACAAGUUUCUGUAGCUGACAAAUUAUCCUGUUUUGGCCUCCU